This is a messenger RNA of Caenorhabditis elegans, 771 nucleotides long. Its product is annotated as Protein containing ALS2cr12 (ALS2CR12) signature. Lineage: Eukaryota; Metazoa; Nematoda; Chromadorea; Rhabditida; Rhabditidae. The record is from RefSeq and is marked reviewed. The transcript is spliced from 6 exons. The coding region runs from base 1 to 765 and encodes 254 amino acids.
AUGGAGACAUCAAUUUUUGAUGAUGUUGAAACCAGAAUAGACAACAAUGAAAUUAUUGCUCAACAGCAUGCUGAAGAUCUAUUUGAGCUUUACUUGAAAAUUCAAAAUGCUGAAAAGGACAGUGUUAUUGAUAUCAGAAAAGAGGCAAGCGCCGAUCAUGAAGAGAUGUUAUGUGAGCUUCGCAAUGAUUUGAGCCAAGUCAUGAAAAUGGGAAUGGUGAAUCUUUCAAUGCAAAUUAUUGCUCAAGAGAGAAACAACCGCAGAAAAGUUAAUCAGCAUAUUAUCAACAUAAAAUCGAAGACAGAAGAAAUUGACAAGUUUUUCCAGCGAGCAAUUUCUGUGCUUGGUGCACCGCCAGGCUAUCCUGCGAAAAAGGAAGAAAAAGCGAAAACUAAGAACUAUUUGAUCCAGUUUGGAGAAGUUCUUCUUUCAAUUAGUACGAUGGUCACUAAUCUGGAGCAAAGCUUGGCUUGUUACGAACUAAAAGAGGUUUUGAUGAAUGGCAUGAUCAGCCAAAUCCGAACUCAAAUAUCCGAUUUCAACAAAGUGAUUCCGAAUUUCAAACGGAUCCUAAACAGUGAAAAUCAGGAAAUUGAUCCAGAUAAUUAUGAAAAAUUUGUGGAUAUGAAAAAACGAUUAUUCGCAAUGGUUAAUUGUUUGCAUUUGAUUUCCGAAAAACGCGGAGAAAUGAACCGAUUGAUUGAAGAAAAAAUGAAUCUGUCAAUGCCACAAUUUCAAAAUCUCCAAAUCAGCAAUGGGACUUGAUUAUUU